AUGGACUUCUCGAGAUACGGAGCGCCGAGCAAGGAAUGGCUCGAAUUUAUCGCUCGCGACCCGGCUGCGGCCAAAGAUGGGUUCAGCGGCAACGAUAUCCUGGAAGCCUCGCAGCUCCGCCAGGCUGUGAACACCAAUCGUGAGGUUGCCUCUGAGAAAUUGAUGGCCGAUUCGGGUCUGAAAGAUCGGGUUGACGACUCGACGCUUUCCAUUCCUUCUCGUGCUAGCCACACCAUUCCGUUACGCCGAUAUUCACCAGUCGUCCAGCAUGGACAACGACAAGAUCCACGACAGGGCCUAAUAUAUUUUCACGGCGGAGGGUUUUUAUUCGGAUCAGAGAAGUCUGAUGAUUACCUCUGUGCCAAUAUGGCUGACUCGCUUGGCGUGGUUGUUUUGAGUGUCAUCUAUAGACACACGCCGGAGUGGUCCCAUCCGGCCCCGCACGAGGAUACCGAAGACGCCAUGGCAUAUAUAGAGAGGAGUUUGCCAGAUCUAGGCAUUGAUGCAACUAAAGGACUAUCUGUUCUGGGCAUCUCAGCUGGUGCUGGACUCGCUGCGGCUGCGGUACUUCGCGAUCUUCGGGGGCAACGCUUGAUCCAGGGCGUGACACUGAGCAUUCCCUGGCUUAUCCAUGUGGAUAAUUAUCCAUUCAAUAAAUUCACCUCUUCUGAUAAGACUGCUCAGAUGCAAUGCCGCGAUGCACCGGUGAUUCCAUGGCCUCGACUGAAGAUGUUCAGUGACAUGCUUCGUGCAGACGCCGCCGACCCGCUGCUUAACACGGCAUUGGUGCCCGAUGUGCAGCUAAGUAACUGGCCGAAAACAGCAUUUGUGGUAGCUGGAAUGGACCCGCUGAGAGAUGACGGACUGUUAUUCUCUAGAAGGCUGGAAUCACUGGGAAUUCCUACAGGUGUCUAUGUUUUUCCAGGCCUUCCCCAUGGUUUCAGAAGAUGGCAAGAUCUCCCAGCCACUAAGGUGUUUGAUGCACGGAUGCUGGAUUCCAUUCGCUGGACGUUAGGGCUGGGAGGCGCUGAAGGGAAUGAGAUCGAAGGAUGGCAUGAGUACAAGGAAAGCUAUGUGUCUUAA
Penicillium riverlandense is the source of this 1083-nucleotide messenger RNA. Its product is annotated as Alpha/Beta hydrolase protein. The transcript is spliced from 2 exons. Lineage: Eukaryota; Fungi; Ascomycota; Eurotiomycetes; Eurotiales; Aspergillaceae. Bases 1 to 1083 code for a protein of 360 amino acids. Gene Ontology annotation, molecular function: hydrolase activity. The record is from RefSeq and is a predicted model, not a curated record.